Molecule: messenger RNA, 2858 nt
Organism: Anguilla anguilla (European eel)
Lineage: Eukaryota; Metazoa; Chordata; Actinopteri; Anguilliformes; Anguillidae
Gene: top6bl
Product: DUF4554 domain-containing protein
Exons: 16
Coding region: 229-1908 (559 amino acids)
Biological process (GO): meiotic DNA double-strand break formation
Source: RefSeq, a predicted model, not a curated record
GCACGAGAUGCUUUGUAAGCUAGCUGGCUAGCUAUCCCGCCAAGAAGUACACACUAUAACGCUAUAACUAGCUGGCUCGGAUAGAUAGGAAGACCAGUCGUUAUAAUAAGGGUAACAUUACAAUACAGCAAUGCAAAGAGAUAUACAACAGGUCAGUUGUAUGGCUCCCUGGCCAUACAGGCUAAAUAAAAAUAUAUUCUGAAACAGAAUAUUGUCAUCAGGUUUCUGAUGACUGAGGUCAGACGGGCACGGAGGCAGGGGUCUGGGAAUAUGGAAGGCGGGCUUUUAGUCGCUGUGUCAGCAGAGGAUGGCGUGUCUUCCACCGGCAAGUUCAACUGCACAGUUGCAGCAGCAGGUCGGUGGUGCAUUGCGGUCAGCGUGGAAGAGAUUAAGCACGAGGUGGUGAAGAGGCUGCCCUCCUCUAUGGCCCUCAGCUCACCCGUCCACCCAGAGGAGCUCAGUAUCUUCUCAGAGACCUGCGGUCCCCUGCGCUUCCUCUUCUCUGUCCAGGUGGGUGAGGGGAGGCAGGCAGUGAACUCAGACUUCUUAAAGACAGAGCAGUUUUUACACAGACUCAGUUUGGUUUAUGGACAGGUGGAAAUUCACUUCAUAUUGAAGGUUAACGAAACCGUGUCCAGGCAGGUCUUCAGUGGCAGGGCAGACAGCAAAUUUGUCCUAGAGAGUCGGCAUAUACUGACAAAGACUGACCUCUAUAUACGAUGCCCCCUCUCGGCGGGACCGGGCCUGCAGUGCGGCCGGCUGCACCCGGUGCCGGGCGGGGCAGUGCCCCUGCUGCUGCCCCCCGAGGUGGCCGAAACAGGCCUGUGCGGGGAGACCAGUCUGCUCCCGCUGGCUGCGCUGGGCCCGUGUGUGGAGCAGUACCCCUACAGGCCAGCCUGCGUCACACAGAUACGCAUUCUCCUGUACGGCCCCUCCAACGUUCCCCUGCUGUGGGACGGGGACGGGGGUCCCUCUGGAUUCCUGGGCCGCCUGGGAGGCUUGCUGUCCUGGGGGGAGUUGGGCCUGUCUGGGGUGAGCCGUGCGGAGCGGCCCUUCACUGAAGCAGGUGCUUUGCAUGCGGAGGUGGUUUACACUGUGGACAGUGAACAGAGCCCCACCACAGAGCAGACUCUCAUUCUGUUCCUCUUCAUCCAGCACAGCGACCCCUUCCACUCCCAGCUCUCUGAUCACAUAGCCAGUGAGGAGGUCCUGGAGCAGCACCUGGAUCAAAUCCUUCUGCACAACGAGGACCGUGUGCGGUCAGCCCUGCACUCUGUCCUGGAGUCUGCUCUCAGGACCACUCUGAAGAGACUGAAGGCCCGGGCGAAGAUAAUGUCCGCUCUGCCAGUCAUUCUGAGCUCACUGUCCACUGUGGUAACCAGCAGCAGCAGCCUGGAGUUCAGGACCGCCUGUCUGGACAGAAUGAAGGUGCAGGACACACAUGAGCUCGCCAUCCGUCUGCGCCAGUCUCUGCAGAAAGUCACAGAGGGUCGGGUCCUGCACAGCCGCAAGUGUGACAGCGGCAAGUGCCUAUCGGCUGCCUCGGGGGUUGAGGAUGUGUCUGGACACAGGGAGGCUGAGACCAGGGGGACGGGUGAGCAGGAGUGGGCAUGUGCAGAGCACUCUCAUCAUGAUGAGGGAGCAGAGGCGGCUCCUGUGGGGUCGCAGGGAUCGGCGGGCCAGGGAUCGGGAGCAGAAAAGAGGCAGUGCACCGAGGAGCCGGACUCAAACCCGCCGCCCCUGAAGCAGCGAGGCACGAGGGGGGCGAGCGGAGACCUGCGGCCGUCUGAGAGUCUGCACAGCCCCCCUGCUCACGCCGCGCCCCCCCAGGACAAGGGGGACCAGCAGGAGGACAUGCUAUGGCUGCAGGAGGUCUCCAAUAUGUCCGAUUGGGAAGAGGAAUGUUGAGCCCCAUUCAGAUGUGGGCGACGGUGCUAGCGCAGUGUAGCAGCAUUAGCGGUCUCUGAUGGAUGAGGACUGAUUCACUGCUCUGUCCACAUUGACACACUGCAGUGACCUGACAGGGCCCUACAUACUUCCUGCAGAGCGUGUGUCUGAAUGGAUCUCUCCUGGGGAAUGUUACUGUUUAGAUUUACUUACCACCAAUUAAUAGCUAUACAUCUCCUAUGAGCUGUUUAUAAUGGUGUUUCAGUUUGCAUAUUUUAGUUCUUAUUCUGGAAAACGGUUUCCAUGGUUGCGCCAACUUAAUUUGAGCCGCGGCUAAUAAACUGUAAUCACAUGAGUGAAUGCCCUGAAUGCUAAACAGUGUAUUCCGUCUAUGUUAAUUUGUGUGUUCUGGCUAUUGCACAGUUUUGUAAACGAGUAACAAACAGAAAAAAGGUGCAGUCGAUGAAUAUGUGAAGAACCAAAAUGAAAGGAUAUAGGAAAAUACCAAUGACAAAAUUCCUGUCCCUAAAAUAUGAUUGUAGAUACAAUGUCUUUUUUUUGCAUUUAGAGACAUCUGGCCAGUCACACCAUUUAUCAUUUCACUCCAUUUAUUAAAAAAAAAAAUACACAGCAAUUGAGAAAAAUGUAGCAACUUUUAAUAUAUUACUAUUUCUAUCUUAUUUUCCUGUAUUUUAGAGUUUUCUUUUUAUAUUUAUUCCUGUUCAUAUGAUCUGUUUCCAGUAUCUUCAGGAUGCAUUUACAGACCAAGGAAUGUUUUCUUUGGAUGCUGAACUGGCUUUUAAAAUUAUUAUUAUUAUUUUUAGUAAAAUAGGUACAACCACAAACUCCACGGUUUGCUUUUCUCAAAAUUGUGGUACAGUAUUUUAUGGAGGGGUGACUCCACACGUGUAAUAUGUUCGUUGAAAUGAAAUGUACUCAACGGAGGUUUUGAAAGGACAGGACCUUAUCCG